GAGGGGAGCAGGAAGCGGUACUGGAGGUGCUGGGCGAUGCAGGAGGGGCUGGGGGAUGCGGGGGGAUGCUGGAGGCAGGGGCAAGGCAGGAGGCGAUGCCGGGGGGGGGGCACACGGAGCACUUUGGGGGGGCUGCGGGAGGCGAUGCAGGCGGGGAUGCAUCUUUCCAGAGGCGGAAGAGUUAACGCUCCCCGCAGCUCCUCGCUCCGAGCUGGGCUUUCCUUCCAGCUGCUUCGGAUCAGGAAGGUUUGUACGGUGGGGAAAUUCCUGCGCGCAGCUGCGGCCCGUCCCGGCCGCAUUCCCCAGCCCUGGCAUCUCGCGGGACGUGCCUCCCCGCAGCCGGCUGCCGGGAAAUGCCUUCACCCCCCCCCCCCCCGCAGCCGAAAAACGCAGCACAAUGCACCUUUCUUUGGGGGGCCGCUUAGGUCCCGUGCCGGGAACGGAGCGGGGCAAAACGCUCGUCCUGCAGCCAGGUUUACGGGCGGGCAGGGGGCAGCCGAAACGCACCGCCGUGCUCACUGCCCCGCCGGCCCUUGCGGCGGUUCUGUGCCUUUCCCUUGUGAUUUGGGGCUGGAUAGGAAGGGAAAGGGAAGAUGUGAGGAUAUGAGGAAGGGAGGAUGCGAGGGAGCGAGGCCGGGUGCCGGCUCGGUGCGCCAGAUGCAGCCGCACGCAGCCCCGUGCCCGCAGUGCGCCCAUGGGGCGGUGGCGGCUCACACCAGCAGCGCUGUGCCUUUGGCCCCAAAAUCUGCUUUUGGGGUCGGGUGGAAGGGAUCCAGGGCUCCACUAUUAAUAACAGGGCUCCGCACUAUUUACAGGGGCUGAAACAGCCCCAGGCACCCCCACACCGCCUUCGCCACCACCCCGCGGUGUCCCCCUGGGUCAGGGUGACCCCGGCCGAGGGCUGGGGGGUGUUUCGGGGCUGGGGGGCGCCGUGACCCCUGGCUCUCUUGCAGUACCUGCAGAUGAAGUGGCCGCUGCUGGACGUGCCGGCCGGUGCCACGCUCAAGGACAGCCGCUCGCCAUCGCCCGCGCACUUGUCCAACAAGGUCCCGGUGGUGCAGCACGCCCACCACAUGCACCCGCUGACGCCGCUCAUCACCUACAGCAACGACCACUUCUCGCCGGGCUCACCACCCGGCCACCUCUCACCCGAGAUCGACCCAAAGACGGGAAUCCCGCGGCCGCCCCACCCACCCGAGCUGCCCCCCUACUACCCGCUGUCGCCAGGAGCCGUGGGCCAGAUCCCGCACCCGCUGGGCUGGCUCGUGCCGCAGCAGGGACAGCCCGUGUACUCCAUCCCCCCCGGUGGCUUUCGGCACCCCUACCCAGCCCUCGCCAUGAACGCCUCCAUGUCCAGCCUGAUGUCCAGCCGCUUCUCCCCGCACAUGGUCCCGCCGCCCGCCCACGGGCUGCACCCCUCGGGCAUCCCGCACCCCACCAUCGUCUCGCCCAUCGUGAAGCAGGAACCCGCCCAGCCCAGCGCCAGCCCCAGCGGCAGCUCGAAAUCCCCGGUCACUGUGAAGAAGGAGGAGGAGAAGAAGCCCCACAUCAAGAAGCCGCUCAACGCCUUCAUGUUGUACAUGAAGGAGAUGAGGGCCAAGGUGGUGGCCGAGUGCACGCUGAAGGAGAGCGCAGCCAUCAACCAGAUCCUGGGCAGGCGGUGGCACUCGCUGUCGCGGGAGGAGCAGGCGAAGUACUACGAGCUGGCACGGAAGGAGCGGCAGCUGCACUCGCAGCUCUACCCGACGUGGUCCGCGCGGGACAACUACGGCAAGAAAAAGAAGAGGAAGCGAGAAAAGCUGGCCCAGCAGCAAAGCCACGACACGGAGAGCGCGCUGGCCUCCAAGAGCAAGAAGCCGUGUGUGCAGUACCUGCCGGCCGAGAAGCCCUGCGACAGCCCUGCCUCGUCCCAUGGCAGCAUGCUGGAUUCGCCCGCCACGCCGUCGGCCGCCCUGGCCUCCCCGGCCGCCCCGGCUGCCACCCACUCGGAACAGGCUCAGCCGCUCUCGCUCACCACCAAGCCGGAGGCCAGGGCUCAGCUCGCCUUCCUCUCGGGCAAAGCCGCCUCUUCCUCCUCCUCCUCUUCUUCCUCCUCCUCCUCUUCCUCCUCCUCCUCCUCCUCCUCGAGCCUCGGCAGCCCGCCCUCGCUCCUCUCCAGACCCAUCCCCUUCACCUCGGUGCCCUCCACGGCUCUCCUCUCCUCGCCUCCGUCCUUCGCGCCGUCCCCGCAGGCUGCCCUGGCCGUGCUGCAGACGCAGCCCCUCUCCCUGGUCACCAAACCGGCUGACUAAAGGGGGGGGCUCGCCCCCCACCCGGCCCGGCCGCCCCCUCCCUGCUGUACGUUGCAGAAGCCACAAUCAAGAUUCAAAUGCAGCCAAACCAUUAUUGGUCAAUAUUUGACCCUUUUCUGAACUCUUUUUUUUUUUUGGAAGCAGACUCUGGAGGAAGGUGCUUUUCUGCUCAGAGCUGCUGUCGGCAGUCGACCUAAAGACCGUUUUUAUUAAAAAAAGGAAAAAAAAGGAAAAAAAAAAGGUUUUUUUUAAAAAAAGGAAAGACCCUACUCAAGGUGCCGACGAUGGAAAGACGCCGAACGCGGCGCUCGGUCCCGGGGGCAGAAGCGAAACGCCGGGCACUGACCCGGUGCCUCCGGCUGCUCCCAGCCCUCCCGUCCCGCAGCUCCUGCCCCGCUCCGUGCCGCGGUGGUGCCGCGGUGGGCAUGAUCCGGGGCUGAGCCCCCCGUGUGUGCGUGCGGGGGGGUUCCCCUUGAAUCCCUGUUGUUUUUCACAAAAGGAAAUAAAACUACAGCUGCAA
Messenger RNA from Anas platyrhynchos (mallard), 2811 nucleotides. The record is from RefSeq and is a predicted model, not a curated record. Lineage: Eukaryota; Metazoa; Chordata; Aves; Anseriformes; Anatidae.